Daktulosphaira vitifoliae (grape phylloxera) is the source of this 1849-nucleotide messenger RNA. RefSeq lists its product as uncharacterized. The transcript is spliced from 2 exons. The record is from RefSeq and is a predicted model, not a curated record. Lineage: Eukaryota; Metazoa; Arthropoda; Insecta; Hemiptera; Phylloxeridae. The coding region runs from base 84 to 863 and encodes 259 amino acids.
CUAAUAUUUAUUAAAUGUGUAGUUUUAAAAAAAGUGUUUUUCUUAAGAAGUCAUACCAACAGUAAGUAAUUCGGAUUAUAAUAAUGAUUUUUCAUCAAUUUUGCGUGCUGACAAUAUUCUUUGGGAUAUUUGUUAAUAUCCAAUUUAUCACAUGUUGUUGUUAUAAACCGACACCAGAGAAUUUUGAAGAUGCAGAAGAACUUGAAAUAGCAUGGCAUUUGGAUACUGGGUAUGAACGAUUAACACAAAAUUUACCAACUCGUGUGGGUAUAAAAGAAUUUAAACGUAUCAUGACUAAAGAUGAAAACAAACCAACAACAUUUACACUACACAAUAGGCCACAAAUUAUCUACUACAACCUUUAUUGCAGUAACUUAAGGGACCUUUUACAAUAUAUGAGCCUUAUUGGUUCAUUUGAAAGAAUUCAAAUAUUAAAAGAAAAUGAUAGUGUACUUUUAGAUGAAUCAAUUAUUAAACACAUGCUAGCCCUAAUGCUAAAGACAGAGCUAGCUGCACCUUUAGAUCCUUUAUGGACUAUGUUUAUGUAUGCAUUUUACAUAAGAGAACAAAGGAAUUAUUUGGAUGGUAACUUGGUUAUACAUUUUAAGGAUCUUAUACGAGUUAUAAUAGAAAUUUUAAAAUCACAUGCAGAGAAAGAUUGUGACAUAAAUAUUACCAACGCUAUAAAAACAAAUACAAGUAACACAUUAUUAUACAAAAUUGAAGAAAUAAAAAAUGUUAUGAAUGUUAUGGAUAAAAGAAAUCGGAAGAAUUCCUUUUAUUUGAAUGAUAUAGUAGUAGAAAAUUGGAUUUCAUUUAAUAAAAUUUAUCUUAACGAAGUUAUAAAAAUAAAGAUAUUUUGAAAACUAUAAUAAUGGAUUAUGGAGAACAGAGUCAGAAAGUUUAUAACGAUAUCAUGGUAGAUAUUAAUACUGCAUAUAAAGCUGCAAGGAAUUAUUAUUGGUUUGAUUAUUGGAUUUUAAAAAUAGGAGAUUAUCAAAAAAAAGUUUUUAACAUUUUUAGGAACGUAGCUUUGUAUUUUAUAAGGAAACAUUUAUCGUAUUUAUUGUUUAAUAAAGAUAACAGCAAAACUACAAUUAAUAAUACCUAUAUGUACGAAUUCUUGAUUGAUAAUGAUACAUUAAAUAAUAUAUUUAAAUUUAGAUUGGCAGAUAUCUACGAUACUUUGUUUUUUUUCUCUGAAAAACCAAGUAAAACUAGAUCCCUUGAUGAAAUAAAUAGUGACAUUAUAAAGCGUAUUGAUGAAAAAGUUGAUUUUUACUAUUUUGUCAAAUCAUUUAAUAUGAUCUAUGAAGAUAAUGAAGAUAUUAAAAAAUCACUAAAAGAUAAAGUGGAAACUAACUUCCAAAAGUUUAAAUGUUUUCUAGAAUAUUUAAAUUGGGUAUAUCAGAAAAUCGACAUUAAAAUCGUUCGGUCAUUCAUUGAGUAUUCUACAAAAUUCAUAUAUGUUAAGCCCCCAGGAAAUCAAAAAAAAGAAAUAAAAUACCUCGAAUUUUAAUAUAUAUUUUAAAUAUAGAAAAUUAAUUAUGUUUUUUAUAUGUUCAUUAAAAUUCAUAAUAAUCCAAAUUUUAUUCCAAAUUUCAAAUAUCAAUAAAAUAAAUAAUAUUGAACGAAUGUAUACGUAUAUUUAUUUUAUCAGUAAAAGUUUUAAAAUUUGACAAUAAAGUUUUAAUUUAUCAUCUAUUGAACUAAAGUACUACUAACUCGUCUGGGGAGUGCUAUAUUUAGCCUAUUCAAAUAUUUUAACAUUUUGCAUUGCUAUAACUAUAUUUAUUUCAUUUUAAAAAUUAAAAACUAUAAAAAAUCAUGUAUUUUUUUUUAAUUUUAA